This is a messenger RNA of Haliotis rufescens (red abalone), 6745 nucleotides long. RefSeq names its product DDB1- and CUL4-associated factor 1-like. The transcript has 38 exons. Gene Ontology annotation, molecular function: protein binding. Gene Ontology annotation, cellular component: Cul4-RING E3 ubiquitin ligase complex; nucleus. Gene Ontology annotation, biological process: protein ubiquitination. Bases 236 to 4678 code for a protein of 1480 amino acids. Lineage: Eukaryota; Metazoa; Mollusca; Gastropoda; Lepetellida; Haliotidae. The record is from RefSeq and is a predicted model, not a curated record.
AACGGCAUGGCGUCGUUUGCGAAUAUGUUGCAUGUGAUGGUGGAACAAAUUCGUUGAUUUUGUAAAAGACAGCUACUUUCAAACUGUUUUUACACCCAAAGGGUGCAGUCGUUAAUCCUGUAAGACUCUUUUGAGUUUUGGGGUUGCUUUGUACCACUGAUACGCGUAUUAGUGCAUGUAGACUUCAACCACUUGCAGUGUUUUGAUUUUGAAAUAGACUCUCGCAUUCAAAACAAUGUCUGCGUCUUCGUCAGAAUCACAAACGGAGUUCAGUUCAGUUCUUGAUGAAUGGAACAGGGAUCACAACAACAACACGGGUCAACUGCCAAGACUGAAAAGACUGGCAGAGUUGGUAGAAAAGGAAACUGAAGCAUACUUCAAGAUGGAUCCAGAUCCUUUUGAUGACCGACAUCCAGGCAAAACAAAUCCAACAUGUGCUCUAGGUCAUCUUAUGAAGACUUUGUUUAAGAAUGAAGACUUCAUGAAUGAGUUGGUUGGCUCGUAUCUGAUGAACCCAAGUGAAAACAACCAGGAUCUCCACACUGCAGCCUGCCGCCUCUUGCUGGAUGUGAUGCCAGGCAUGGAGGCAUCGGUCGUCUUCCAGGACACGGAGGGCCUUGUGGACCGACUGUUUGGCUGGGCUGAGAAUGGCCCUGAGCCCCUGCGGUCCUAUGCUACAGGACUGUUGGCUGGAGCCAUGGAGAUUCAGGAUGUUGCUUCUGCAAAUAAGGAGAAAAACUAUGCUAUGGUCCCCCUCAUGCUGAAGAGGCUUCAUGAACUGAGGAAGAAACAGGUUCAGGAGGAGUCUGAGAACGUACAUCCAUCAGUAGGUGAUCGGCCAUUCUCCAUGUUCGGGGAGGUGUCACCAACGAAAGGUACACCCUCAAAUGAAAGCAUCAGCCACACCAAUUCAGCAGCAGAUAAGUCAUCAGAGGAGGUCGAGAAAGAGAAGCGAGAUGAACGAAGACGGAAGAUGAAGCGAGCUCUCUCUCCCAGCUACUAUAGUGAAGACCUGUACAGGCUCACGUCUACACAGAAGAGAGCUCGGUAUCAGGCAUUUGGAAAUCCUGACCUGGAGUGCAGCAACAGCAGCUGGGCGGAGCUGGAGCCGUACGUUAUCGGCUCGUAUUCCAUGUCCCCUCUCACGGCUGGGAUGAAGCAGAGGAUGAUCCUGCAGUAUCUUAUCCCCAUGGGGGAAUAUCAGGAGCUGCUGGGAGCAGCGUUUGAGCAUAAUGCCUUGAAUCUUAUUCUGUACUACAUCAAUUUGAAGGAAAACAAAGAUGUGCGACUAGCCUUCGAAGCUCUCAAGUACCUCGCUACACUGCUCUGUCACAAGAAGUUUGCUAUCGAGUUCCUGUCAGUCGGCGGUGUUGGGAAGCUGCUAGAGGUGUAUCGGCCGUCCAUCGCCGCCACAGGGGUGUCACUCUGUCUGUACUACCUGUCCUACUUCGAGGAUGCAAUGGAAAGGGUGUGUUUGUUACCUGAACACAUCCUGUCAGAUCUUGUUGGGUAUGUCAUGUGGCUGAUGGAGUGUUCCCAUGACUCAAGCCGUUGCCAUGCUGCCAUGUUCUUCACUCAAGCCUUCCCAUUCCGAGUCAUCAUGGAGCUGUUUGACCAGAAGGACGGAUUGCGCAGACUCUUCAAUGUGAUCAGCACCCUGGAGAUCCUCAAUGUGGAGGACGAGGUGGACAUCAUGAACGAGGGCCACAUAUUCACGAUGAGACAAACGGCGAGGCACGUGUGUUCCGCUCUCAAGAGAUACUUCGAGGCCCACCUGGCGGUAAAGGCUGACGAGAUCCGGCGAUCUCACCUCCGGAAUGAUGGGAGCAGCUCUCUGCAAGAAACACCUGCUUAUAAGCCACUCAAGUUGACUCCUGAAGUCAUCCAGGAUAACAUGGAGCUGUUGAUGGAGUUGCUUCCCCUGCGCACACACUGGGUGCCUGAAGCCACGUUUCACAGACUAGGGGGAAUCCAGCUCCUUAUACAACUGGUUGCCAUGGCACCUGAUUGGAACAACUCUCCUGGGAAACCAGAGACAAUCAAGAGUGCCCUGGACGUGAUCUCCCUGUGCAUGGUGACCCCCAAGUCCCAGCUGCUGCUACUGGACUCCAUCUCCCUCCCAGACAACAUGUCCACCCCCGCCAUCAGACAGCUGCUUCUUGGCCUGGACCCCGCCUCUCUACACAACAACAAGAUAACGCCAGCUGUAAGUGUAAUCAUUGGUCUAGCAGAGGGCGAGAUUCUUGCCGAUCCCGAAGUCCAGAAGUCUGCGCUAGGAGUGCUGGUCAACUGUGUGUGUGGACCAAUAGAGAGGCUUGGUGGAGGUGUUGGGAGGUUCAUGGGUGCUGGGUCGAAGAAGAAGGUCAACUGGAAGAUUGGCGAGGACACGAUGAGUCGGAUGUGGAAUGGUGUGCGCACCAACAAUGGUAUAAUGGUGUUGCUGAAGCUGCUGACCAUCAAGACGCCCAUCACAGAUGCAGAUGCUAUCCGAGCCUUGGCUUGCAGGGCUCUUGUUGGGUUGUCCAGAUCUGAAACAGUUCGUCAGAUUAUCAGCAAACUUCCUCUCUUCCAAAAUGGAACUCUUCAAUCUCUGAUGAAGGAACCCGUUCUCCAGGACAAGAGACAAGAACAUAUCAAGUUCUGCCGGUACGCCAGUGAUCUCCUGGAACGUGUAUCCGGCAAGCGUUCCAACACACUUGAUGCUUCUCUUGAAGACAUCAGAAAGGCAGACAUUGUGGCCCAGACUAAGAUAAUCUUCCAUGAGCGGGAGCUGCUGCAGUUAAUACAUGAUCAUCUGUUGGCUAAAGGUUUCUUGGAUGCAGCAUCGAGCCUGCAGAAACAAGCCAGUCUGCCACACUGUUCCACCCCGCCACUGGUGAUCCCGACCAGCACCCACAUCUUCUCCUCACCAUCCACACCCAGACUCUCUCGUCAACUAAGUCAGACUCAUUCCGCCCACAGCCUGGGGUCCACGACUCCCACAGCAUCUAGUCACAGUCUGACGUCUAUACGAGACAGUCCCCCCACAGCCCCCACGCCCACCACAUCCAGUCCCGGGCCCAUCCGCUUCUCACUCACACGGCAACCACCAACUCCGUCUACAUCAGCAGCAUCAGCAUCUACGCACAGGAUUGCAAAGACCAGCAAGUUUCUUCGAGAGAAGGACAGCCAGACACCCAGUUCUGUUCGGUUAAAAACGUCCAGCAAGACGGGGGGAGAGUAUGACAUCUCUCUCAACAAGAUUGUCACAGAAUACCUCAGGAAACAGCAUGCACUGUGUCGGAACCCGGUUGUCACAUGUCCCCCCAUGUCCUUGUUCAUACCUCAUCGAUGCCCAGAACCAAAGGGUCGUACGAGUGCGCCGCCUUGUAUUACAUCCAGACUCAGGAAAAGAGAAAUUUGUCCCCGAUUCGGUGGCAUGGAUGGAGCCCGGUGCAACAGGAAGUACAUCUACAGCAGGUUCCGGCCGGUGAGGACAUAUCGAGACGGGGAUGAAGAUGGCUUUGCUUGUUGUGCCUUUAGUUCUGAUGAAAAGUACUUGUUGCUGGGGACAUUCUCUGGAGAUGUGAAACUAUCAAGCAAGUUAACAGGCGAGCAAGUGGAUACACUCACCUGCCACACGUCCCCCAUCAUCCACCUUGAGCCUUCCAGGGAUGGUAAGCUCCUGUUGACGUCAACGUGGGGAACGAUGCAAGACUCAUCUCUGUGGGGCUUCGGCGAAUCAUUGGAGAACAAAUUCACAUUUGACGAUCACUAUGCAGAGUUCAGUAACGUUUUACAAGAGAGAAUUAUAGGCACAAAGGAUGAAACAGCACAUAUCUACGACACCCUCACAGGGCAGAAUGUUGUCACGUUGUUCGACGCGGAUAAAGCCAACAACUACAAGGCCAACGCAGCGACCUUCAGCCCCACAGACGACCUUGUCCUCAAUGAUGGGGUGCUGUGGGAUGUCCGAACAAGUCGAACCAUUCACAAGUUUGACAAGUUCAACUCCUACAUCAGCGGCGUCUUCCACCCCAUGGGCCUGGAAAUCAUCAUCAACUCGGAAGUUUGGGACAUCCGGACCUUCCACCUGUUGAACACAGUACCAGCUCUUGACCAGUGCCAGAUCAAGUUCAAUCACUCCGGAGAUGUCAUAUAUGCAACAAGAGUGGAUGAGGACCCAGAUAAUCCCGAAGACCGCUACAGGACUCCGUACGGAUCGACACUGCGCACGUUCGACGCCACAGACUACAGCAGUAUCGGUACCAUGGACUUGAAAACCAAGAGCAUCUUCGACCUGUGCACAGACAAAUCAGACUGCUACCUAGCUGUUGUGGAGAAUCAGCAGUUUUCGGAGGUCACAGGUGAGGAGAGUGUGUGUCGGCUGUACGAGAUGGGCAAGCUGAGAGAUGAAGAGGAUGAUCAGCAGGAGGAAGAGGAGGAGGAGGAAGAAGAGGAGGAUGGAGGUGACGACGAUGAUGAUGAUGAUGACGAUGAUGAUGAAGAUCUUAAUAUUGACCUAGGUGAUCUUGGAUCAGAUCUAGAUCUUGAUGAUCUUAUUGACGAUGAGGAAGAAAAUGAAGAAGCAGAAGAAGCGGAGCCAGAGGAGUACAGCAUUGCCAGCGAUGAUGACGAUGAUGAUGACAAUGAUGGUGAUGUUGACAUUGAUGACGAUGCACUGUUUGAGCUGGUGUAAACAACUGAACUCAAAGUGUUAAAGAUGCUAGUCAGUGCUUGCAAUGUCUCCACGCGACCAGGGAUGGGGAAUACUACCGGGUACCCACAGUGCUGCUUGGUUAAGUGUUGGUAGAAAUGCAUUGAUGAUGAGAGGGCAUCCGUUAAGAAAGCCAUUACUGUGGUGCAAAUGUCAGCAGCUCACUGCCAUACAUGUGUAGCAGAAUACCUCAGCAUUUCUAUGUGAGAAAAUUAAAAAUCAUUUUAAUAUUGUUUUUAAUUUGAUACUUUAUACCUAAUUGGUAUGUACCACUUGCAUUACUUGGACAUGUACACACGAUGUGUGACUGAUGUGUAUCUCGACUUCCUAUGCAAUGAUACAAGAGACUAAUUAGAGACAAAAAAAAUCUAAACACCUUUAAACAUACAAAAUAAAGUUCGUAAUUAAGCAUGAAAGUCUCGGGUAGAAGAUGUUUUCUUGCUAAAAAAAAUAGGCUAGCCACGGACUUUUCAAAAAUCUUUGCUUGAGAAUGUUUGUACAACUAGAGCCUCUUAUAAGGAAGGUAUCCAUACAUGUAGAGUACAAGAUAUUGAUACCGUGUUUCCUUGGUCAGACCUGGAACUUCAGUGCAAGAUAGAUGUUUGUUGGGGGAUUGCAUCAGAAUGUCUGCUGAGACCCUGGAGACUGACUGGUUGGAUCGGUUUAUUGCGUGGAACAAUCAUAUAUGUAAAUAGAGAGAGAAUGGAAUCAAGGUCGCUAUACUUGAAACUGCCAUUCAACAUAUAGUCAGGAUUACAGUGUUCCAGGGACUUGACUCUUGUGUUUCAGCCAUAUAGAACUGUACUUGUGUUCUCCAUAUUACAAUGUAGUGUUUCAGCUAGAAAAUGACAGCCUGAGCAAAAGUUUAAUCAAUGAAUUUGUCAAAUUUGUGGUUCAAACGCAUUAUUGUUACCAGGGGAGGUAACUGUGACUGACCAUUCUAUUUUUGUGUGACAGGCAAAGUUGAGGCAUCUGACCUCCAUGUUUAAGGGUGACCUCAUUAAUUGAUUAUGGUUGAGAAAGUUUUCUCAGGGUCCAAUUCACUGCCAUACAUGCGAUACUAGCAUGCAGAUUUUAGUUACAGUAAGUUCAAUUUUGAAAUGUGAAAGUGCAAUCAAGACAGCAUAACACUUGACAGGUGGAGGCUUAACAUUUGCCUCAGAGCUACUGACUCUCAGAGCCGUUUUCUGUUGACCUUAGCUGGGCACAAAUAUCUCAUUGUUCAUGGGUUCAUUUUUACGUUGACCCUAGGAAGUUAUGGUGGCUUCUGCGAGCCUCUGAAGCCGCGGUAACUUCGCUGUGGUACAAUGCUGCAUGUGAUAAUGUUCAUGUUUCAAGUUGUGUCCUCUCUGUAAAUUAUCUAUGUUAAAACAAUGUAAAUACCUGUUACCUUUAGUUCUUUUAAAUAUGGUUUGUCUCAUUUUAUCCAUUAUAUAAUUAAAACAAAUGUUAACAAUGGUAGUGUCGUCACGGACAUGUUGAAUGUUAUGCACUGGGUCCUAUCAAUCUGAUCACCAUUUAGGAUGUUUUGAGUUGCCAAACCUUUAACCAAACUUUGCUCAAGCAUAUUUACUUGACAUUGUUUGAUGUCAGGAAUUUCUUAAUUUGAUGUGUCAAUUGUUGAUGUCCUUCAUAACUUCUUUGAAAGGCAUUUAGAAGUUGAGUACUACGUAAGGAUAACUUCUUUUUCACAAUUAGGAGCAACAUUUUGGUGUCUGUUCUUCGCUUGCUUGAUGACGGUGUUAGUACGUACACUAAAACGUCCCUCCUAAUUGUAAUAAAGAAGUUGUUCAUCCAUAUAUCUUAUCCUUACUUAGAUGUCCUUCUUGUUUUUUCAUCAAGUCUGCAAAUCUCUAUUUCACUUCACAGGUGCUUCUAAAAUUUUCUCUGCUCUCAUUUUUGUAUAUUUUUCCAAUGUGUAACAAAACUUUCUAUCGAGCAGUUUGAUACUCCCAAGUGCUAAGCAAAUUUGAUACUCCCAAGUGCUGAGCAAAUUUGAUACUCUCAAGUGUAUUCCAUGCCAACAUAAUUAGUCUGGGUUGAAUAUUU